AUGGUCAGGGCAGCGAAUCCUCCUCUUACCUCUGCAGAAAUAUUGAAAGUGACCCGUGCUUCAAUAAACGUCUUGAAGGCCCUUCGCUACGACUUCUGCUUGUUUGGCAGCGCAGCUUCCAACUACUAUGGCAUGAACUCUCGCGUAGCAAAAGACGUCGAUAUCAUCGUGCUUUCUUGGGACGUAAACCAGGAGGAGCUCAAGGAGACAUUUGUCCAGCGCAACAAGAACUUCUUUCAGGUCAAAUCGACAAAUUCACGGGCGACGUAUACCGUUCUGUGGUACGAACUUCCGGGCGAGCGAAAUUGUAAGGUCGACCUCCUCCGCUUGGGAGAUAUGCGUUUACCAGACAUUCCACGAAACGUCGCCUACUACAUGCCAGAACACCGUGAAAUCCCCCUCUUACCGCUACUCCCGCUACUCUUCCUGAAACUCAUCGGAUGGAGCGCUCGUUUAAAGUCCAAACUGCCACACUGGAGAAAGAAAGUUCCGAACGAUGAAGACGAUAUUUUGUACCUUUUGGACAUUGCUACAAGCCGACCUGACAUCGGGCGUCUUUCCAGCGUUCCUUGGAUCACCGACGCAUUCAGACGAAGGGCUCGAGCGCGCAUCGACCGUUUCGUUCAGAAAUAUCCCAGCAGUAUCCCAAAUUGGAGGGCGAUUGGUUUCAGAUUUCCACGCGAACAAUUUGAAGAACAUUACGAGUCUACAGGUGUAGCUAUAGAGCAUUACGCAAUUUCGGCGUGGUUGUAG
Molecule: messenger RNA, 753 nt
Organism: Pleurotus ostreatus (oyster mushroom)
Lineage: Eukaryota; Fungi; Basidiomycota; Agaricomycetes; Agaricales; Pleurotaceae
Exons: 2
Coding region: 1-753 (250 amino acids)
Source: RefSeq, a predicted model, not a curated record